AUGACUGAAACUUCGAAGUCAUCGCAUUAUAGGAAGGCCUCCUUCUCUCCCUACGAGGACACUAAGAGUAAGCUUGCUGCUGAUCUGGAGAAACUUGCUGCGUCGUCUGAGCAGGGAGAUGAUCUAUCCCCAAUAAACAAAGAGAAGAAAAGAGUCUCUAAACCGAAAAACAAGGUAAGAAGGCGAAAAUUCGACUCUUGGGACUACGUGUUUAUCGUGAUCAUCAUGUUUGCCUCUUGUGGUAUCAUCUACAACCUUUUCCGUGGCCCAAGGAUCAUUUUUACUACUCAGAAGGAUCUAGACACAGCCCUUUCAGAGAUCGUCAAACCAGUCGUCACGUACACAAACGACGGUGUUCCCACUUCGACAGACACUGCAGGCCAGUCUUUGACGAACAAAGAUGAGGACCAAACUCGGUUUGAUGUUGCCAAGGAGUUCCGAGCCAUAGGGGAAAUCUCACCCUUGAUCAUUCUUACCACCAACGAUAACGAAUCCGAGCAGUUGAAAAAGACCAUCAGCUUGUAUUCCAUCACCCCUCAGCCAGCUCUGGUGGCAGUGAAUCGACACCCACAUGUUGAGAAGCUGACUUCCUACAUCAACUCAUUGGCAGCGCCCCAGGGCUCUUCUAGUUCCACCUCCAACCUUCCAGAAGAAGCUGUCCCUGGAAUAGUGAUAAAUGGAGUACCAGUUGCAUCAGCAAAAGAAAUUGUAUUAUUGCAUUCCGCAGGAAAGCUAAACGAGUUCUUAAGCAGAAAGAGUCAGGGUCGGUAUAGAAUUGAACAUUGA
Molecule: messenger RNA, 786 nt
Organism: Komagataella phaffii GS115
Lineage: Eukaryota; Fungi; Ascomycota; Pichiomycetes; Pichiales; Pichiaceae
Exons: 1
Coding region: 1-786 (261 amino acids)
Source: RefSeq, a predicted model, not a curated record